Molecule: messenger RNA, 2244 nt
Organism: Drosophila arizonae
Lineage: Eukaryota; Metazoa; Arthropoda; Insecta; Diptera; Drosophilidae
Source: RefSeq, a predicted model, not a curated record
AAAUACUAAAACGUCUUUUCUCGUAUUGGCUCUUUGCAGAGAAAUUCCUGGGCCAGCACAAUCCGGGACAUCGGAACAGCACCAGCAGCGAGGCAACCAGCGAGGACAUCAAUUCCAGCGACGAGCACCUGAACAAGCCCAAAUGCCGAGCUGGCAACAAUUCUGGCAAUCAUCAGAGUAGCGGCAACAGCAACAACAAGUCGCGCUCGAAGCGCCAGCAGAAGGGGCAGGCGUUGAAGCAGACGCCUGGACAGAUGCAGGUGCAGAUACAGGUGCAAGUGCCACAGGAGCAGCAACAGCAACUGCAGCAGCAGCAGCAGCAGCAGCCGAACAAAGCCAACGGCAAGUGCAAGGGCAAGUGGCGCAACAACAACAACAACAACAACAAUAAUAAUAAUAAUAGCUGCAACAAUAACAACAACAACAACAACAAUAACGGCAACAAUUGCAAUAACAACAACAGGCUGCACAACAACCACCACAACAACAACAAUAACAACAACAACGGGCACGGCAACAACAACAUGAAAUUCAACAGCUCCAAUUCCUCAUCAGCUGUGAGCUCACCUGGUGGCUCACCCAUUGGCAGCAUCUGCAGCAGCAUACGCAACAACAACAACAACAUCAACUACAACAACAACAACGGCAACUACUACAACCAUAACAACAACAACAACAACAAUAAGCAUGGAGUAAAAUCGAUAACCAGCUGGCAACGCGAAGAGCGCCAGCUGCACAAGGCUCAACAGCGUCAGAAUUUGAAUUUCCUGGUGCCGCCGCUGCGUCAAUACGAGCGCCUGGACAUUGAUGAUGAGGCGCUGAUGCGCCAGCUGCGCCGCUAUCUGAUCGAUCAGAAUCUGUUGCGCGUGUACGGCUUCCCGGUGGCCAGUGUGGUGCACGACGGGGCCAUCGAGAUCUUCAAGUGUCUGCCGCACAUGAGCUUCGCGGCCGCCCAUGUGAUGGCCGUGGCCGAGUCGGCAUUGACGGUGAUCAAUUGCCAUGAUGGCCUGAAUACGAGCCAAUUCGAAUAUGUGGUUGGCGGCCAGGAGGUUGGCCAUCCCGACGAGCUCAUUGGCGGCGGCACUGGCCGCAUCAGCAGCAGCAGCAACAGCACAGCAACAACAUCCACAGACUCGGGCAACAUAUCGCCACGUUCCCUCGACUCGGAAUCGGGCGGCGAAUGGAGCGGCAGCGAAUGCGAAUCGGCACCCAGUGCCGAGAUCAGCUACGCGCUGGAGCUCUAUUGCAACUACCCGAUGGUGGAGCGCACCCUGGCCAAGCAGUGUGUGCGCUGCAAGCGCGAGUUCCUGGUGGACGAUCUGAGCGGACAGUAUUUGACGCGCGAGGAGUGCACAUACCAUUGGGGCAAGUACCAUCGCUGCUACGACGGCAAUGUCUGGGUGAGCCGCUGGACCUGCUGCAAUGGCACCGAGGAGAGCGAUGCCGGUUGCACGCAUCACGAUCUCCAUGUGUGGACCGGAUCGGUGGUGGGCGUGAAUGGGCCCUAUCAUGAUUUUGUCCAUACACGACCGCGCAGCGGCUCGUCGGCCCGCAACCGUGAGCCGCCCGCCGUCUAUGCGCUCGACUGUGAGAUGAGCUAUACGGGCCGCGGCCUGGACGUCACCAAAGUAUCGCUGGUGGCCCUCAACGGGCAGCUGGUGUACGAGCAUUAUGUGCGACCGGAUGCCGAUAUUGUUGAUUAUAAUACACGCUUCUCGGGCGUCACCGCCAAGGAUCUCAAGGCGAACGGCUGCAAGUCGCUGGCCGAGGUGCAGCGCGAUCUGCUGGAGCUGAUCGAUGCGGACACCAUACUGAUCGGACAUGGGCUGGACAAUGAUCUGCGCGCCCUGCGCAUCGUCCACAAUACGCUGAUCGACACAUCCAUUGCGUUUCCACACACAAGCGGAUUCCCCUAUCGCCGGGCCCUGCGCCACCUGACCAAGACGCAUCUCAAUCGCGAGAUCCAGAGCGGGGACGGUGCCACUGGACACAGCAGUUUCGAGGAUUCACGCGCCUGCAUGGAGCUGAUGCUGUGGCGUGUACGCCGUGAACUGGCCUCCGGCGCUGCCUGGGAGGAUUAGAUUAGUCUGUAUAGCCUCAACCCACCCCCCCCACGAAACACUCACACACACACACACACACACACACAAAGACGUCCAAGCUCUGGCCACGGGGCGGGUCACAUUCACUGUAUCGUAUCGUAUCAGAUCUAUGGGCGGGGCAACCCAAGUACUUUUAGUCUGU